Molecule: messenger RNA, 2196 nt
Organism: Durusdinium trenchii
Lineage: Eukaryota; Dinophyceae; Suessiales; Symbiodiniaceae
Source: the annotation of a GenBank genome assembly
AUGAAGUCCUCGAAGCUGCGGCAUGCGUGGACCUUCUUCCUUGAAUCCACCGAGCUGAAGGUCGAGCUGGAGCACAGUCGCUUUUCUGGGAAGAAAAAGGUGUUGGUGGACGGAAAGCCGGUCUUUGCGACCACCGAGAAGCAGUUGUCUUGGUGUUGGGAACAUCCCAACACAAAGGCAAAGAUUCUGCUGGAAUCCGAGAACGGCAGACAUUCGUUGAGAUGUGAAGAGCCCGAGAAGCUGGAACAAGGGCCAAAUGAACAGCUCCAGAGUGUGAGCCCAAGAUCAUGUAGGUCCACUACGUCUGUGACUGGAAGCAGGACUCCUAAGACACCGGCGGCUGAGAUCGAUAUGGCUGCCGAGGAGGUCCGGCAAAGCCUUUUUGGGAGCUUUUCCGACGAGCUGCAGGAGCACAUGGAUGCACUGGACGAAGAGAUUGCAGAAGAGGCCAUUCCCUCGUUUCCGUCUUGCUUGACUACCAGAUCACAGAGACGAGUCUCUCAGGAGGAGGUUGAUACUGAAACAGCUCGGCUGAAUGCCUUGCUUGGAGUCAAGAACGCACAGAUUGCGGCCCUCCAAGAUGAGCUGCGACGCUGUGCUCUGAGCAAAGAGGGACCUGCCCCGGCCGUCGAUGCCACGCCGCAUGCAGCGCCAGCGCCUGCAGCGCCCGAGCCGGUGAGCCCCAUCCAGCAACUGGAGGGGCCGAAGCAGCCUGAGCACUUCCUCGUUGCAGAACUUCCCACGCUGCCAGUCACGCCGGCCAGAGAGCGGGUCGUAACUCCAAGAAGACCGGCUUCAAGGAACUGCUCUCCAGGCCCCAAUCACCAGCAGCCCCAGCCAUCGCCGGCUGUUCGCCGGAGCAGCUUGGAUGAUGAGGAACUUGAUGUAUCGCAUCGCAGAGGGCCGGUGGUGUCCACUCCAACACCAGGUACACCCUGUGCAGCAGGCCGCUGCAUGACUCCACCAAGGGUAUCUCCAGUCGUCGUUCAACGUUAUGUGGCCACACCCAGAAGAGCUCUUACUCCGCCGAGAAGGGUGGUGGUUGCCCCGCAGGUUGAAGCUCCUGAUACUCCGAUUGCACGGCUGCGAGGCCGUGCUGGCAGCAUGCCACCACCUCAGCAGGCGCUACGAACCUUGCUCCGGAAGGCCCGGCCGCGCCUCGACGCCUUAUCGCAGCCUGUCGGUGCAGCCACCGCAGCGAUGGAGGAGCAGCACUCCGGGGCCCCAGCACCGAUCCACAGCAGCGGAUGCAAUGCUGCAGGUUCCGCGCCCGGUCUUGCAUGCACCAAUGCAGUGCCACCCGCCUCCAAGAUCCUUGGUGGCAGGCGGUGUGCAAGCCAUGCCACUUCAGCCGUUUGGGGCUUAUGGAUAUGGUUGGGUCGCAUGGACGAGCUGAGAGAUUUCCAUUUCCUCACCUCCAAGACGCACGCUGUGAAGUAUUUCCGCGUGCCCGAGUGGAUGGACACCGACAAGGACAACAAGCUGAGCCUGGAAGAGCUGAAAGAAGCUAACCAUAAGGCAGGCAUGAGCAUGCCAAACAUCGACCCUGAGGAAAUCAAGAAGCAGUUUGCAAAGGAGGAAGCCAAGUUCCACGAGCUAGAUGUGAACAAGGAGGGUGUACUUGGGCAGGAAGAGAUGAUCCUUUUCUUCCAUCCCAAUCUCGAUCGAAGGGUGUCCCUCAUCGAAACCAAGCACCUGAUGGAAAUCUCAGAUUUUGACCAUGAUGGUUUUUUGUCCAAGGCCGAGUUCGAGGCCCGGCAGUUCCCAGCAGAUUUUGAGAAGGUGGACGUGAAUGGAGAUGGGAAGCUAGAUACCGAAGAGAUGCAUGAGUGGUCUGCGGGCCUCCUCGAAUUCAUCUCCAUCAUGAUGCGAGUGCGUGACAUUGCAGACCAUGACAAAGAUCAAGCCCUAUCACUGGACGAGCUGCUGAAAACGCGACAGUCAAUCUCGAAGGAAGGUGUGGAUCAUGUGUUCCGCAGCUGGGCAGCGAUGCAUAACGAGCUUUAGACAGUGUGGGGCCCACGUCACCUGCAAAUCACCGAGGCAAAACAGAGCCCAGGAAUUGCGAAAGUAUACUUGAUGGACACAAGACGCGUUUAGCAACGGGCACGCAGGUUCGCUCUCGCCGUGCAAAGAUGAAGUUGCAAUAUUGUUGCAAUUGUCGGCUCAAGUAUACUCUGCUGCAUAUUGUAUAGC